AUGGCGGCGAUAUCAAAAUUAGUCGAAAAUCCACGAGCAAGUGCUGCAGUACUUGGUGGAAGUUUAGCAGCGUUAAUAUUUAUUAGUAGAAGCAUAUCAUCACAAAAAACCAAGAGUGAAAUUCAAAUUCUUCCAAGGAAGGGUAAUGGUAAAAAGGAACUUCGUGUAGCUGUCAAUCUCAAAUUUUUUCGGAGUAUAGCGUCAAUAUUUCGUAUACUUGUUCCGAAAUUAAUAUGUCCAGAGAGCGGUUACAUGGUCAUGGUUGCCAUUUCACUGGUAGCCAGAACCGCUUGUGACGUUUGGAUGAUUUCAAAUGGAACUUCAGUUGAAAGUGGAUUUACGUACUACAAAAUGUCAAAUAUUGACAACCGAAUUGCAAAUGCUGAUCAGUUACUUACUCAGGAUGUGGAAAGAUUUUGCGAAAGUGUUACAGAGCUAUAUUCAAACAUUAGCAAGCCCUUACUAGAUAUUAUCAUAUAUGCUCGUGAAUUAGCUGCUGCUAUUGGUGCUCAAGGGCCAGGCUAUAUGCUUGUAUACCUUGCUAUUUCAGGCCUUGUGCUCACUCGAUUACGACGCCCAAUCAGUCGGAUGACGGUAACUGAACAAAAAUUAGAAGGAGAAUAUCGUUUUGUUAACUCGAGACUUAUUACUAAUAGCGAAGAAAUUGCUUUCUAUGGAGGAAACGAAAGAGAAAAAAUUACUAUUUUGGCCACGUUUCAUAAACUGAUGAAGCAUUUAAGGAAUCUCCUUCAAUUUCGAUACACCCUCGGUCUUUUUGACAAUAUUAUUGCGAAAUAUAUGGCUACAGUUGUUGGUUACCUUGUAGUCAGUCGACCGUUUUUAAAUUUAACUAAUGACCGUUUCGUUGGCUUUUCCCAUAACCAGCUGCUAGAGGAAUACUACCGUAGCGGAAGAAUGCUGGUCCGUAUGGCAGAAGCCAUUGGAAGGCUUGUCCUAGCUGGCAGAGAGCUAACGCGACUAGCUGGUUUCACUGCCAGAAUAACGGAACUAAUGACUGUUUUGAAAGACCUUAAUAACGGACUAUAUGAACGUACUAUGGUUACCGGAGGCUCUAAACCACGAUUGGAUUUUGCUCCCGGAAAUGGUAAAAUCGUUUACGAAGAUCAUAUCAUUAGGUUUGAAGACGUACCAUUGGUUACGCCUAAUGCAGAUUUACUGGUUGAUGGACUCAACUUUGAGGUAAAGUCCGGUCAAAAUGUUUUAGUAUGCGGUCCCAAUGGUUGCGGCAAGAGCUCUUUAUUUAGGAUAUUAGGCGAACUAUGGCCAUUAUUUGGCGGAGUAUUGGUUAAGCCAGAAAAGAAGAAGCUGUUCUAUGUUCCUCAGCGACCUUAUAUGACAAUUGGUAGUCUCAGGGAUCAAAUAAUAUACCCAGAUACGCUUGAAGACCAAAAGAAAAAAGGAUUUACAGAUGAUAUGCUGGCUGAGCUUCUUAAUGAAGUUCAACUUACUAAUCUUGUCGAACGAGAAGAAAAUGGAUGGGAAUCCGUUCAAGAUUGGAUGGAUGUUUUAAGUGGAGGUGAAAAACAGAGAGUCGCUAUGGCCAGAUUGUUCUAUCAUCGUCCACAAUUUGCAAUCUUAGAUGAAUGCACCAGUGCAGUUAGUGUAGACGUCGAAGGAUUUAUGUAUUCCUAUUGCAAGAAGGUUGGUAUUACUUUAUUCACAGUUUCACAUAGAAAAUCGCUAUGGAAGUAUCAUGAUUAUGUGCUGCAAUUUGAUGGCCGUGGUAAAUAUUCUUACACACCUAUUGACGAAAAUACUGAGCUUUUAAGAUACUCAAAAUCACAGCAGGAACAUGUUACACUGUGA
Trichoplax adhaerens is the source of this 1827-nucleotide messenger RNA. RefSeq lists its product as uncharacterized. Bases 1 to 1827 code for a protein of 608 amino acids. Gene Ontology annotation, cellular component: peroxisomal membrane. Lineage: Eukaryota; Metazoa; Placozoa; Uniplacotomia; Trichoplacea; Trichoplacidae. The record is from RefSeq and is a predicted model, not a curated record. Gene Ontology annotation, molecular function: ABC-type transporter activity; ATP hydrolysis activity; ATP binding. The transcript is spliced from 25 exons. Gene Ontology annotation, biological process: peroxisome organization; fatty acid beta-oxidation; very long-chain fatty acid catabolic process.